GUGCCCACUGAGCAUGCGCAUGCCCACUGCACUUUGUCUGCAGUCUCUGGUCAUCUCCUGUACUAUGUCCACAGUCUCUCUCCUGUACUACGUCCGCAGUCUCUGGUCAUCUCCUGUACUAAGUCCGCAGUCUCUGGUCAUCUCCUGUACUACGUCUGCAGUCUCUGGUCAUCUCCUGUACUGUGUCCGCAGUCUCUCUCCUGUACUACGUCCGCAGUCUCUGGACAUCUCCUGUACUAAGUCCGCAGUCUCUGGUCAUCUCCUGUACUGUGUCUGCAGUCUCUGGUCAUCUCCUUUACUACGUCUGCAGUCUCUGGUCAUCUCCUGUACUAUGUCUGCAGUCCAUUGGUUCAGAAUAUCUUUUUUCUUGUUUUCCUCCUCU
Staurois parvus is the source of this 382-nucleotide messenger RNA. NCBI's taxonomy places the organism in Eukaryota, Metazoa, Chordata, Amphibia, Anura, Ranidae. The record is from the annotation of a GenBank genome assembly.